AUGUUCGCCUCUCAUACUAGUGAACUCGGGUUCGCUUCCCGGAGACGUGUGGGCGUGGCAGCGGCAGUCCUGGCGGUGCUGAUGGCCAUCACCACCGGACACCAAGAAGGCGGACAAGAACUCCCUGUAUCACCUCUAAGUGGAAGACCAGCACUGCCAGACAUCAGUAAACCAGCACUGCCAGACAUCAUUAAACCAGCUCUGCCAGAUAUUUCUCUACCCAGUGUCCCAGAAAUUACUGGUACACAGUCACCUCUAAUUGGAAAACCAGCACUGCCAUAUAUCAUUAAACCAGCUCUGCCAGAUAUUUCUCUACCCAGUAUCCCAGAAAUUACUGGAACAAAGUUCCCUCUAAUUGGAAGACCAGCACUGCCAGACAUCAUUAAACCAGCUCUGCCAGAUAUUUCUCUACCCAGUAUCCCAGAAAUUACUGGUACACAGUCACCUCUAAUUGGAAGACCAGCACUGCCAGACAUCAUUAAACCAGCACUGCCAGAUAUUUCUCUACCCAGUAUCCCAGAAAUUACUGGUACACAGUUCCCUCUAAUUGGAAGACCAGCACUGCCAGACAUCAUUAAACCAGCUCUGCCAGAUAUUUCUCUACCCAGUGUCCCAGAAAUUACUGGUACACAGUCACCUCUAAUUGGAAAACCAGCACUGCCAUAUAUCAUUAAACCAGCUCUGCCAGAUAUUUCUCUACCCAGUAUCCCAGAAAUUACUGGAACAAAGUUCCCUCUAAUUGGAAGACCAGCACUGCCAGACAUCAUUAAACCAGCACUGCCAGAUAUUUCUCUACCCAGUGUCCCAGAAAUUACUGGAACAAAGUUCCCUCUAAUUGGAAGACCAGCACUGCCAGACAUCAUUAAACCAGCACUGCCAGAUAUUUCUCUACCCAACAUUUCUGAACCAGCACUGCAGGACAUUUCUAAACCAACACUGCAAGACAUUAUUAAACCGGCACUGCCAGUCAUUUCUAAACCAACACUGCAAGACAUUAUUACACCCCCACUGCCAGACAUUUCUAAACCAACACUGCAAGACAUUAUUAAACCGGCACUGCCAGACAUUUCUGAACCAGCACUGACAGACAUUUCUAAACCAACACUGCAAGACAUUAUUAAACCGGCACUGCCAGACAUUUCUGAACCAGCACUGCCAGAUAUCACUAAACCAGCACUGACAGACAUUUCUAAACCUGAACUGACAAACAUAUCUGAACCAGCACUGCCAGACAUAUCUGAACCAGCACUGACAGACAUUUCUGAACCAGCACUGCCAGACAUUUCUGAACCAGCACUACCAGACAUUUCUAAACCUGAGCUGCCAGUCAUUUCUAAACCAACAUUGCAAGACAUUAUUAAACCGGCACUGCCAGACAUUUCUGAACCAGCACUGACAGACAUAUCUGAACCAGCACUGCCAGACAUUUCUGAACCAGCACUGCCAGACAUUUCUAAACCUGAACUGCCAGUCAUUUCUAAACCAGCACUGCCAGAUAUUUCUCUACCCAGUAACCCAGAAAUUACUGGUACACAGUUACCCGUAAUUGGAAAACCAGUAAUGCCAGACGUCACUAAACCAGCACUGCCAGACAUUUCUAAACCAGCACUGCCAGAUAUUUAUCUACCCAGUAUCCCAGAAAUUACUGGUACACAGUUACCCAUAAUUGGAAAACCAGUACUGCCAGAAAUCAUUAAACCAGCACUGCCAGACAUUUCUGAACCGGUACUGUCAGACAUUUCUAAACCUGAACUGCCAGUCAUUUCUAAACCAGCACUGCCAGAUAUUUCUCUACCCAGUAUCCCAGAAAUUACUGGUACACAGUUACCCAUAGUUGGAAAACCAGUACUGCCAGACAUUUCUGAACCAGCACUGCCAGACAUUUCUGAACCGGUACUGUCAGACAUUUCUAAACCUGAACUGCCAGUCAUUUCUAAACCAGCACCAGAUAUUUCAUCUAGUAUCCCAGAAAUUACUGGUACAAUAGAAGUUACCCAUAGUUGGAAAACCAGUACUGCCAGAAAUCAUUAA
Messenger RNA from Homarus americanus (American lobster), 2031 nucleotides. Its product is annotated as protein PELPK1-like. The record is from RefSeq and is a predicted model, not a curated record. The transcript has 4 exons. The coding region runs from base 1 to 2031 and encodes 676 amino acids. Lineage: Eukaryota; Metazoa; Arthropoda; Malacostraca; Decapoda; Nephropidae.